This is a messenger RNA of Chroicocephalus ridibundus (black-headed gull), 3372 nucleotides long. It is a transcript of the gene VANGL2, whose product is annotated as VANGL planar cell polarity protein 2. Gene Ontology annotation, cellular component: plasma membrane. Gene Ontology annotation, biological process: establishment of planar polarity; Wnt signaling pathway, planar cell polarity pathway; multicellular organism development. The record is from RefSeq and is a predicted model, not a curated record. The coding region runs from base 715 to 2280 and encodes 521 amino acids. The transcript is spliced from 10 exons. NCBI's taxonomy places the organism in Eukaryota, Metazoa, Chordata, Aves, Charadriiformes, Laridae.
GGGGGCCGCUCCGCUGGGAUUCGGGGUUUCCUCCGCCUCCUCCUCCUCUUCCUCCUCCUCCUCCUCCGCCGCCGCCGCGGCAGCACCAGCCCCGGGAUUUGGGUGCGGGGGGGGGGGACGCGCACAAAGGUGCGGCGGCGAUGGACCCAGAUGAUCCCGGCUCCACGCUGCUUUUCCAGACUCUGAGAGGUGGAUGAUGCUGUCUGCCCGACGCAGCCCGGCAGGAUUUACUCGGGUUAAGUGUUAGGCACCAGGAGCUGAUGGAGCAGAGCUACCAUCGAUGGAAAAGCGCCGUCAUUUACUCUGCGGGUGUCCUUUUUGGGCUCGACCGCGGACCCUCGGCGCUGCCGCCCGUCCCGUGAGCAGCCCCCCAUGCUCGGCCCCCCUCCGGUGCCCGCCAGCUGGAUGCCGUCCCCGCCGGAGGCUCAGGAUGCCCCAAGUGCCUCGGUGACCGCUGGGACGGGGGACAACACCCGCCUGCAGCCGCCUCGCCCCCACGUCCCACGCCGCCCCGCCGGCGGGCGAGCCGUUUUCUCCUGAGACGAGCCCAACCAGGUGAUCAAAAUAGAGUCCCUCAAGGUGACGGUCGACUUCUUGAAGGUGCCCCUGGGCCUGAAGAAGCCCCCCCUGAAGGAGGCCCUGGCCGCCGUCCCGGGGCCGGGGAGAACCAAGCCCCUCGGCGUGGAGCGGCACAAGCCCCGGCGCUCCGACACCAUGGACAAUGAGUCGCAAUACUCGGGAUAUUCCUACAAAUCCGGGCAUUCCCGCAGCUCCCGCAAGCACAGGGACCGGCGGGACCGGCAUCGCUCCAAAAGCCGGGACGGGAGCCGCGGGGACAAGUCGGUGACCAUCCAAGCGCCGGGCGAGCCCUUGUUGGACAACGAAUCCACACGGGGGGAUGAGAGGGACGACAACUGGGGGGAGACCACCACGGUGGUGACGGGGACGUCGGAGCACAGCAUCUCGCACGAUGACAUCACCCGCAUCACCAAGGACAUGGAGGACAGCGCCCACCUGGACUGCUCCCGGCACCUGGGCGUCUCACUGGCUGGGGCGCUGGCCCUCCUCGCCUUCCUCACCCCCCUCGCCUUCAUGCUCCUGCCCCAGCUGCUGUGGCGGGAGGAGCUGGAGCCCUGCGGGACGCCCUGCGAAGGGCUCUUCAUCUCCGUGGCCUUCAAACUCCUCAUCCUCCUGCUGGGCAGCUGGGCUCUCUUCUUCCGUCGCCCCAAAGCCUUCUUCCCCCGCGUCUUCGUCUUCCGAGCCUUGCUCAUGGUGCUGGUCUUCCUCCUCGUCGUCUCCUACUGGCUGUUCUACGGCGUGCGGAUCCUGGACUCGCGGGACCGUAACUACCAGGGGGUGGUUCAGUACGCCGUCUCGCUGGUGGACGCCCUGCUCUUCGUGCACUACCUGGCGGUGGUGCUGCUGGAGCUGCGGCAGCUCCAGCCCCAGUUCACCCUCAAGGCCGUGCGCUCCGCCGACGGGGCCAGCCGCUUCUACAACGUCGGCCAUCUCAGCAUCCAGCGAGCGGCCGUCUGGAUCCUGGAGAACUAUUACCACGAUUUCCCGGUCUACAACCCUGCCCUCCUCAACCUGCCAAAAUCCGUCCUGUCCAAGAAAAUGUCCGGGUUUAAAGUCUAUUCCCUCGGCGAGGAAAACACGACGAACAACUCCACGGGCCAGUCCCGGGCCGUCAUCGCGGCGGCCGCCCGGCGGCGCGACAACAGCCACAACGAGUAUUACUACGAGGAAGCAGAGCACGAGCGCCGGGUGCGGAAACGCCGCGCCAGGCUGGUGGUGGCGGUGGAAGAAGCCUUCACCCACAUCAAGCGGCUGCAGGAGGAGGACCAGAAGAACCCCCGGGAGAUCAUGGACCCGCGGGAGGCGGCUCAGGCCAUCUUCGCCUCCAUGGCCCGGGCCAUGCAGAAGUACCUGCGCACCACCAAGCAGCAGCCCUACCACACCAUGGAGAGCAUCCUGCAGCACCUCGAGUUCUGCAUCACCCACGACAUGACGCCAAAGGCGUUCCUUGAGCGGUACCUGACGGCCGGCCCCACCAUCCAGUACCACAAGGACCGCUGGCUGGCCAAGCAGUGGACGCUGGUGAGCGAGGAGCCGGUGACCAACGGCCUGAAAGACGGGGUGGUCUUUGUGCUGAAGCGCCAGGACUUCAGCCUCGUGGUGAGCACCAAGAAGAUCCCUUUCUUCAAGCUCUCGGAGGAGUUCGUGGACCCCAAGUCGCACAAGUUCGUCAUGAGGCUGCAGUCGGAGACCUCGGUGUGAGCUGAAGAGGGAUGGAGAGGGGUUGAGGGGGGGGAGACCCUCUCCGCACACACACACCCCCCCCAGUCUCCGCCGGGGCUCAGGGAAGGCCACGGCUCAAGGGCAGAACUGCGGCGGGCGCCGGGGAGCAGCACCCGUGCCCGGCUCCACCACCUACCUGUGACCACUCGCCCUCCGCCUCGGCUUGGCCCCCGCUGGGGUGGGCUGAGCCCCUUCCUCUUCCUGCUCCUCUUCCUCCUCCUCCUCUUCCUCCUCCUCCCCGAAACCCAGGUGCGUGUAGCAUCCCCCCAGAAGGCGCUGCCGGCGGAGGAUGGCGGCGCGGCCAGGAAGGCGACGGCGUUUCGGUGCCAUAACUCAAGGGCUAAAUCUCCAUGUUCUUCACCAGCGUCUUCGAGCACCAUCCGGUCCCAGGGACCUUCGGCUCGUGCCCGUUUUCUACCUGGCAACUGUCCUGGCUCUGGCCUUAAACCACUGCCCGCCGUCUGGGGCUGGUUUUUAACCCUAGAGAUUGCGGGGGGGGGUUUUUUUGGGAAUAUUUUUUGCAAGCACCUCAGCGAUCCGUGGCUGCUAUGAAAACCUCCCCCGGCAUCCGAGACACCGGUGCUGCUCCCGGCUGGAGGGACGUCCUCCUCGCCCCUCUGCUGAUGGUUUCCGCGCUCAGCUCUUAACAAAAGCAAGUGAAAAUCGGGUUUUUAAGAGAAGCAGAAGGUUGGUUUGGGUUUUUUUUUGUAAGCGGUUUCCCCGCUCCCGAGGUGACCCGUCUCCCGGCAGCAUCUCCGUGGGGCUUCCCCACGCCGUGGGUUGCAGGCAGAGCAGCUUAAAACGUCUCUCGGGGUCCGAUCCCGGCGCCGGAGCCAGCGGGGGAACGAAAGGAGGGGUUCCUGGCGCGGGUGACAGGGGCUCGUGGCUCGAUGAGGUCCUUAAUUAACGUCCCGCGGUGGCAGGUGGCCCGUGGUGGCCCCCGGCUCCUCGUGGGGGACGCGAAAGCUUUUGCCUUCCCUUGGUUUUGUUUAAGGUCGCGAAUACCUCAUGGAUUUAUUUUCUUUUUUUUUUUUUUUUGUUUAAUUUUUUUUUUUUUUUCCCCCCUCUGGA